Messenger RNA from Penicillium verrucosum, 1248 nucleotides. Its product is annotated as FAD-dependent oxidoreductase. Gene Ontology annotation, molecular function: FAD binding. The transcript has a single exon. Gene Ontology annotation, biological process: secondary metabolite biosynthetic process. Bases 1 to 1248 code for a protein of 415 amino acids. Lineage: Eukaryota; Fungi; Ascomycota; Eurotiomycetes; Eurotiales; Aspergillaceae. The record is from RefSeq and is a predicted model, not a curated record.
AUGACAGCAAUCGGCCUGCGUCGCCGGGGCAUCAACGCAAUCAUCUAUGAGCGAGCUUCGACCUGGCACGAGGUCAGUGCCGGGUUUGCAUUCACCAGAGCAGCGCGAGAGUGGAUGGAGAUGAUCGAUCCAGCUCUCGUUGAGCUCCUGGGCAGCAUGAGCGGCAAAUCCGACGCCAGCACGAGCAACGCCUACUGGAACGGCUUUCACCCUCGGACAAACGAGGAAGCUGAAGAUGAGUCCAAGUCACUGCUCUUCCGGACGCCCACCAACAACCUCAGCUUCUGGGGCUGCGUACGAUCGCAGUUCCUCAAGGGGAUGGCGGCCAUGCUACCUGAAGAAGCGACGAUCUUUGGGAAGCAGCUUGCGGGCUACGACGAGGUCAGCGACAAAGUUAUUCUCCACUUCGACGACGGCAGCACCGCCGAGGCCGAUGUUCUGCUCGGCUGUGAUGGCAUCCAUUCAGUCACCCGGAAGGUCAUGCUAGCGGAUGAGAGCCGGGCAGGCUUCAGUCACACCGUCACAUACCGCACCAUGGUCCCCAUCGAUGUGGGCAUCAAAGCCCUCGGUCAGAAGGUUGCGAAGAACGCCUGUAACCAUCUGGGGCCAAAUGUGGACCUGCUCUGCUAUCCAGUCAUGUCCAUGACUCUGCUCAACAUCGCCGUCUUCGCUUACGAGGACUCGGAGUUUCCUGACCCCGAUAGGAUGACGGUCCAAGUGGACCGCAGCGAGAUUGCAAAGGUGUUCCAGGGUUUCAGCCCGCAGAUUGCUGACAUCUGGAAACUUUAUCCCGAGAAGGUUGUCAAGUGGGGGAUCUUUGAUCUGGAAGAUAAUCCCCCCUCGACAUAUGCCCGCGGUCGAGCCUGUCUCGUCGGCGACGCUGCACACGCCAGUACCCCAUAUAUGGGAGUGGGGGCCUGCACCGGCGUUGAGGACGCCCUUGUUAUCUGCACGCUACUGGAGUCGGUGCAGCAGCAGGCCCUUGCCGGCGAAGAGCUGAAGGAGGCGUUGGGAGAGGCGCUCCAGACGUACAGUGGAGCAAGGUUGGAGCGAGGCCGGUGGAUCCACCACCACUCGCGUCAGAUGGGCCAGAUGUACCACUGGAGGUACGGACCGACAGGCCGUGAUCCACAGCGGAUGAAGCAGAAGCUCGAGGAGAACUGGGGGAACGUGGUGACCUAUGAUGUGCUGGCGCCUCUCCAGCCGGAACUGCGUGCGUUGGCGAGGAGUCACCGAAAGUUACUGUAG